This is a messenger RNA of Knipowitschia caucasica, 588 nucleotides long. Lineage: Eukaryota; Metazoa; Chordata; Actinopteri; Gobiiformes; Gobiidae. The record is from the annotation of a GenBank genome assembly.
AUGUGUGUGUCCAGAGAGCGGCUCACACGUCACCAUGUGUGUGUCCAGAGAGCGGCUCACACGUCACCAUGUGUGUGUCCAGAGAGCGGCUCACACGUCACCAUGUGUGUGUCCAGAGAGCGGCUCACACGUCACCAUGUGUGUGUCCAGAGAGCGGCUCACACGUCACCAUGUGUGUGUCCAGAGAGCGGCUCACACGUCACCAUGUGUGUGUCCAGAGAGCGGCUCACACGUCAUCAUGUGUGUGUCCAGAGAGCGGCUCACACGUCACCAUGUGUGUGUCCAGAGAGCGGCUCACACGUCACCAUGUGUGUGUCCAGAGAGCGGCUCACACGUCACCAUGUGUGUGUCCAGAGAGCGGCUCACACGUCACCAUGUGUGUGUCCAGAGAGCGGCUCACACGUCACCAUGUGUGUGUCCAGAGAGCGGCUCACACGUCACCAUGUGUGUGUCCAGAGAGCGGCUCACACGUCACCAUGUGUGUGUCCAGAGAGCGGCUCACACGUCACCAUGUGUGUGUCCAGAGAGCGGCUCACACGUCACCAUGUGUGUGUCCAGAGAGGUGCGUUCGGACAGAUGUGGGUGUAG